Messenger RNA from Rotaria socialis, 399 nucleotides. The record is from the annotation of a GenBank genome assembly. Lineage: Eukaryota; Metazoa; Rotifera; Eurotatoria; Philodinida; Philodinidae.
AUGUUGAUAACUGAAUCAUGGAUAGAUGACUCUCAUCCUUGGAAAAUAAAUGAACGAGAUUUGAAAAUAUUUUCAAAUUAUGAAACCACUGUUGAACGACAACGAAAUCGAUUAGAUGAAAAUGAAAUAAAACAUUUUGUAUCAAAAUAUAUUCUUGAUCAGCUUGAUGAAAAAAUUUAUAAUCUAGAUUUAAGUAUUCAACUAUCGCAAAAUAUUGCUAAAACAAUUCGUCAAGAACUUUCUGAUAAAUAUAAAUUUUAUAAAAUUAUUAUUCAAACAUUUGUUGGUGAAAUAUCGAAAAAUUUAAAUUCUCAGAAUUUUAAAUUAUAUGCUUCAUAUCGUUUCGAUCAAAGAACUGACAAAUAUCUUUCAAUCACUCAAAAUAAUGGAAAUAUGUAA